Onychostruthus taczanowskii (white-rumped snowfinch) is the source of this 3819-nucleotide messenger RNA. RefSeq names its product glutathione-disulfide reductase (gene GSR). The transcript is spliced from 12 exons. Gene Ontology annotation, biological process: glutathione metabolic process; cell redox homeostasis; cellular response to oxidative stress. Gene Ontology annotation, cellular component: mitochondrion; cytosol. NCBI's taxonomy places the organism in Eukaryota, Metazoa, Chordata, Aves, Passeriformes, Passeridae. The coding region runs from base 270 to 1688 and encodes 472 amino acids. Gene Ontology annotation, molecular function: NADP binding; glutathione-disulfide reductase (NADPH) activity; flavin adenine dinucleotide binding. The record is from RefSeq and is a predicted model, not a curated record.
CGGCCGCCUACGAGCUGCUGGUGCUGGGCGGCGGCUCCGGGGGGCUGGCGGGGGCUCGCCGGGCGGCCGAGCUCGGCGCCCGGGUGGCGCUGGUGGAGCCGCAGCGCCUCGGCGGCACCUGCGUCAAUGUUGGAUGUGUGCCAAAGAAGGUGAGGCUGUUCUGCCGCCGGCUCCGGUGGCGUGGGCUGGGUCUGGUGUGGCUGCCUGCCAAAUUUUAGCGAGGUGCUGGCACAGGGUGUGGGGAGGAAGCAGGGCCUCGGAGGGGAUUGAUGCCGUGGGCGCUCUGGGCAAAGGUGAUGUGGAACACGGCGGCCCACGCGGAGUUUGUCCACGAUCACGCUGACUACGGCUUUGAGACUGCGGGGGUCAAGUUCAACUGGAGGACCAUCAAGGAGAAGCGUGACGCGUACGUGCGGCGCCUCAAUGACAUCUACGAGAACAAUGUGAAGAAGGCUCACAUUGACAUCAUCCGGGGCUAUGGCAAGUUCACCUCUGAUCCCGAGCCAACCAUCGAAGUGAAUGGGAAAAAAUACACGGCUCCUCACAUCCUCAUAGCCACGGGAGGGCGCCCGGCCGUCCCUGCUGACAGCGAAAUUCCCGGUGCCAGUCUGGGGAUGACCAGUGACGGCUUCUUUGACCUGGAGGAGCUGCCCAGGCGCAGCGUCGUUGUCGGGGCCGGCUACAUCGCGGUGGAGAUGGUGGGGAUCCUCUCCACGCUGGGCUCCAAGUCCUCCCUGCUCAUCCGCCACGACAAGGUGCUGCGAACCUUUGACUCCCUGAUCAGCUCCAACUGCACCCAGGAGCUGGAGAACAUCGGGGUGGAUGUCUGGAAGCACACACAGGUCAAGAAGGUCACCAAGUCUCCACGUGGGCUGCUGGAUGUGACGGUGGCCUCGGUGGCACCCGGCCACAAGCCGAGGGAGGAGGUGAUCCGGGACGUGGACUGCCUGCUGUGGGCCGUGGGGCGGGAGCCCAGCUCCGACGGGCUGGGCCUGGACCGAGUGGUGAGAUUGCAGCGCGUCCCCUCCGUCUCCUGCCCCGGGUCUCCGGGUGUCCCACGGGUAUUUGGGGUUCCCCUGGGUCUCCAGAGCCUGUCACAGGUGCCCCGUGAGCCCUCCCAUCCCUGCUGGAGCAUAUGUGGCUGCUGUUUCCCCCGGCAGGGCGUGCGGGUGGACCCCAAGGGCCACGUGCUUGUGGAUGAGUACCAGAACACCACCAGGAAAGGGAUCUAUGCCGUGGGGGAUGUCUGUGGGAGAGCCCUCCUCACGCCAGUGGCCAUCGCGGCUGGCAGGAAGCUGGCCCACAGGCUCUUCGAGGGCAAGCAGGACUCCCGGCUGGACUACGAGAACAUCCCCACGGUCGUCUUCAGCCACCCGCCCAUCGGCACCGUGGGGCUCACUGAAGAGGAGGCCGUGGCCACGCAUGGGAAGGACAACGUGAAGAUCUACAACACAUCCUUCACCCCCUUGUACCACGCUGUCACCCAGAGGAAGGUGAAGUGUGUCAUGAAGCUGGUGUGCGCUGGCAAGGAGGAGAAGGUGGUGGGGUUGCACAUGCAAGGGCUGGGCUGCGACGAAAUGCUGCAGGGCUUUGCCGUGGCCAUCAAGAUGGGCGCCACCAAGGCCGACCUGGACAACACCGUCGCCAUUCACCCCACUUCUGCCGAGGAGCUGGUGACACUGCGCUGAGCCUGCUGUUUGCCGUGUUUUCCAAAGUGCCUUUGCCUGCAGGGUGUGGCUGUAAGGUGGCUGUGGCUUGCUGUGGAAUGGGAAGUAAACGCUUUGAUGCUGGCCGGUCUCUGCCUGUUGCUCUCUGGUGCCCGUCUGCCAGCCGUGCAGGGUGUUGGCACGGUCUGUGGAUGUGGUUUGGGAGAAGGCUGGCAGCGGCCAGGCUCCUCCUCUGCAGUCCCUGGCACUGGGGCUGGGCAGGGAGCAGCGGAGAGGGGCAGGACAGGGAGUCCUUGGUGUGUUCUGGGGUAUCCUGGAUGGGCUCCAUCCUCCUCUUUAUCUCAUGUCCCAGCACCACUGGCUCUCCAGCUUGUCCUGACAUCACAGGGGGAGCCCAGGCUGUGGGUUCAGGGAACAAAUUCCCUGUUUCCAGCCCCAUUUCCAGCAGCUGGAAGCUCAGACUCAGCUGGGAAAGGAAGAGGCCUGAGUUGUGUGGGGUUUUGGGGAUCAGAUCGGGGCAUCCCACGGUGAGCCUGGGCCAGGCACCUUCAUGUCCUGGAAACAGGGACCGAGGCCUGUGUUUGGAGGGCACCACGCUCGUUUGGCUAGUUUUAGGGUCCUGUAAUAAAUAAAUAAAUCAGGCUCUCUUUUUGGCUCACAAAUGAGGCACAUCCCGCAUUGUUGGCACUUGGAGUGGGCACUGGGCAGCCUCAGGGCUGUGAAACAGACUCCAGCCCUGUCUGGGGAGUGUGAAUGGAGGCUCAUCCAGGCACCUGAGGGCUUUGGUCAGCCCAAAUCCUGAGUUUUGGGGCUCGGGGUGGACCCCAGGCUGUGAGACACGGCGGGACCUGGGCAUGGAGCGAGGCAGUCCCAGGUCCGGAGCGGAACCGGGACAUUUGUGCCUCUGGAGUCGCUCCCCUCCUUUCCCCUCCAUGCCCCUCUAUCACCCAGAUGCUCUUUGCAAGGGAAAAAUAGAAAUUACGCCACGGACAAAAGCGUUGACAGCAGAACUGGACACAGCUGGGCAGUGUGAGCAGCCCGUGGAAGUCAAACCGGUGACCAUCCAGGGGGAUUUUAAAUCGGAUACUGCAGGUUUCAUCUCGCAGGGACUCCAGUUUUUUUGGCACCUCUUGCUUAUAUUCUUCCCUGUUGGAGGAGGUCACUUAGUCUUUUUAAUGGCCAGAUUAGCCAGCACAGGGUAAAACAGCCAGCAUUUCCUGAACACCUCCAUCACUUCCAUAUCCAUCUGCACCCAGGGGCCGAUGGAGAGCAGCUCAUCCUGAACAGGCUCCGAGGUGGGACUGGAUGACCCUUGAGGUCCAAACCAAACCGUUCUGGGGUUCCAUGGACGCUUCCAUGAGCUCUCCCAGCGUUUAUUUCGCAUCGUGUCCUUCCUUCUGCUCCCAGCAGAUGGUGCCGCCGGCCUUUAGAAGGGAUGGAAGUGUCCUGGGACACGGAGCCGCUUUUAAAACGAAAAGGAAAAUAUUCUGCAAGAAAUCCGUGAUGAAGAUUCCAUGCUGACGUUCCACGGGAGAAGCAGAAAGCGAUUCCCUGCAAAAUUCCCUGCGUUGUGGUUACUUUGUUGCUUCCACGAGUAACACCUCUCCAUCGGAAGCUCUUUGGAUUCCUAAGUGAACUCGCCACCUUUUGGGCUUCCAGGCAGAGGGAAUGUGAACGUGGGGAAGUGAUGGGGAGCAGGGAACUGCAGCAGUGUGUGUGUGUGUGUGCAGGGCGAGCUGGGGUAGGAAUUCCAGACAAAAUCCUCUUAGCUGGAUGCAGGCCCUUCAGGAUGCUCUCUUGGUCAGAAGUUUCUCUAUCUCUGGCUUUUUUCUGCAUCCAGCUCCGGGCCCCCAGUCCUGGAUUCUGGAAUUCCAUUCUGCUGCGUCACAGAGGGCAAAAGUGCCCUCGCUGCAAUGCCUGUGUGUGGCUGGAGCUUCUCAGCCUGCACUUACAGCACGUGAUGAUUCCCUAUGGUUCCACGCUGAGUUAUGCUGGAAAAGAAUUUGUUGGUUUAGAUUCAUAUUGGGAUAAUUGUUUGUUCUCUGGAAUUGACAUGAUUUGUUAAAGGAUUGAUUUUUAAAACUAUGCCAGGAAUUAAAAGGGGAGUGUAAAAAAUAGAGAAUUUAUUCUUAUUAAAGAAUGGUUUCCUACA